UUAGGGUUUCUUUCAACAUUCUUCUUUCACAUUGAGCCGUUUUCAGUCACCAUUGUUAGAGGUGAAGCAAGCCCAUAUAUGGAGAAACUUGAAUCGGCGGGAGCGGUUGAUCAAGAAGAACAAUUUCGUUUGGCAGUUGAGUCCUUAUUCGAUGAGGCAGACAAAUUAUUGGCUGAUAAUGAGCCUUUGGAACACAAUAUCCAAUCUGAUGGGAACGUAACAAAGCAACAAAAUGUGGAACUAGGAAGUGAAAGUGGAACUGGGAGCGGGAGCAAUAUUGAGCAGCACAGUGUGACGAAUAAUAAAGAAGGUGCAAUAUGCUCAAUGUCAAUGGUUAAUCAGAUUCAGAUGGAGAAUAUUACGGAUAACUUGGCACAGAAAACUGGCGAUGAUGUCAAUGGAAUUAUAAAUUGUGAUGGUGGGCGUCAAGAACAUACCGGAAUGAACCACAAUUUAGAGGCUUUGACACAUAUUAUAGAUGAUGAAAAAAGUAUUGAGAUUAGUGGAGACAUUACUAGCUUGGUUCCUCCGAUUGUCAAUGUUAACAAUGUCCAUCGUGAUGAGCAACCAAACUCUAACUCUCAACACUCAACUGGUUCUGUGUUACCACCACCUACUGUAUCCCAAAAUCAUCCUCCAAUAUUGCUGGAUUAUGCGGAAGUAAGGUCAUCAGCAGGAAAUAAUUGGUCCAAUAAUAAUAAUAAUAAUGUAAUUAACUCAUCCAUUAUCAACGGUGAGAAUCAUGUGAUGAUGAGAAAUAACAUUCAACGAUCAGUUAUUCCAAGCACCAACAAUGUUCAAUUCCAGAGCCCAAACCAUUCCAAUAGAACAGGAACAAGACCACUCUCAACUAUCCCAAUUCUACAGACGAAUCAGAAUCAGGUUGUUGCUGCUGCACAAGUGAAUGGAAUAGCUCACUCAUUUGGUCGAACUAAUCAUCAUGAGUCUAAUAUGAUUUACUCAUCCCAUCAUCAAUACCAAAAUGUUUAUCCUGAAAACGUAUCACCCCAUCAACUUGGGACAAUAAUGAACAACAAUAAUCAAUUAGUCCCAAACAACAUGAGUACAAACUAUGGAAACUUUGUCAACGGCAACAAUCAAUAUCAGCAACCACAGUCGUCCAUCUAUCCACCCAAUUCAAUAUUCUCUCCAAACACACAGAUGAUGAAUACUACUGGUGGAAUGGGAGUUGUAAAUCAAUUUAAUAGACAGAUAAAUAACUCAGCCCAGCAAGUGAUUUUCACUCCUCAAUUGGUGAUGAACAAUAUUGGUGCUAACUUAAGUGCAGUUGAAAACAAUAAUCCUCCGGGAUAUAAUUGGGGCCAACAAAGUCAGCAUCCACAAAUGAACAAUACCCAAAUUCCACCAAUGCAAUAUGUCGUUAAUUACAACCCAUACGGUCAAAACUCAUCAGCAGCGUCUCUCAGGGGGGGCCAAAAUGUCUCGUACCAUCAGCAAGUCCAAGUUCCAGUUCCAGCCACUCAAUUUGACCGAGUAGUCAUUAACUCGACUCUGCACCCUAAUGUUCAAAUAGUUCAUCAUUUCAAUCGCAGGCCUAUUGCACAACAAGAAGCAAGAAACAAUGAAUUCAGAGCAUCAUCGUUUAAUUUUACUAUGCCAUCUUCCUUAUCGUCCUCAAGGACCAACCUGGCGUCACAAUAUUCUAACGUGAAUGUCCCACCACAAGUACAACCAGUCCAAUUUGGAGAUACCAUUAUUCAACCAUCCAAUCUGUCUCGGGUGAAUUUGGACAAUAAUCAGCGGCAGCUUCAAGUGAAUACUACUAAUAAUGCUAUGAACUCUAAUCACUGUCGUGGAGGGCAUUCUUUCUUUUCUAGAUCGCAGGGUACACCUAACGGUGGUGGUGUGUAUGGUUUGACUGCCAACUCUACCAAUAAUACAGCUGAUCAUGUAUUGAUGAACUCACAACAAGGUGGGGUUGGGGUUGGAAUUCAGAGCAAUGGACAGGCAACUGUUAUUCAAAACAACAAUGCAGCAUCUACACAAGAGAGUGAAAUAACUUCCGAGAGGCGUGGGCGUGGCCGUGGCCGUGGCCGUCUCACUACUAAAAAUCCACGAGAUGAAAUUGGAGAGUCGUCAACGUCUUCUAAACGUUUGAAGAAGGAAGUAGGAAAUGAAAAAGAAAUUGCAGAAGUGCCAAACAAUGAUGCAGCCGAUAACUCCAACCAGCCUGCUAAUUCCUCAAGGGACAUAAUAAAUACUGCUUAUGACCCAUCAUAUGAAGAGAAUGGCAUAGCUAUUGACCCCCAUAUUCGGUCCUUUACUUCAUCCUCCAUCUAAUUAAUUACCACAUUUUGGUAAUUAAUUACAAUUCCCAUAUCAUCUAUCUCUGUUUUUGGUUCAAUAAUUUCUGCCUUCAUGACAAUCAGAAAGAACAUGUUGCUUGUUUUAUUUACAUGCAGACAAGUACUUAAAUCUGUUAUUUUAUUAAACCGGUUGAUUGGUUUGAGAACUCAUACAAUUUAUAUUUUUAUUGAGACAUAAAACUUUGGGCUACAAUGUCAUUAAAUUCAUGGUGGGUUACCGUUACAGUGAACAAUUUUAGCAUUGUU
This is a messenger RNA of Cannabis sativa, 2573 nucleotides long. RefSeq lists its product as uncharacterized. Bases 79 to 2301 code for a protein of 740 amino acids. The record is from RefSeq and is a predicted model, not a curated record. NCBI's taxonomy places the organism in Eukaryota, Viridiplantae, Streptophyta, Magnoliopsida, Rosales, Cannabaceae. The transcript is spliced from 18 exons.